UCCGGCUACGGGUCCCGGAGCGGAGCGGGAGGCCGGACCCGGGGAGCGGAGCGACGGCGGCGGCGGUGGGGUCGGCCAUGGCGGAGCUGGUGCAGGGGCAGAACGCUCCAGUGGGCAUGAAGGCUGAGGGCUUCGUGGAUGCCCUGCACCGGGUCCGGCAGAUUGCUGCUAAAAUUGAUUCAAUUCCUCACUUGAAUAAUUCCACACCCCUGGUGGACCCCUCGGUGUACGGAUAUGGAGUACAGAAGCGGCCCCUGGAUGAUGGAGUAGGUAACCAGUUAGGGGCCUUGGUACAUCAAAGGGCAGUAAUAACAGAAGAAUUCAAAGUACCUGAUAAAAUGGUUGGAUUUAUUAUUGGCAGGGGAGGUGAGCAGAUUUCACGAAUUCAAGCAGAAUCUGGUUGCAAAAUUCAAAUUGCCUCAGAGAGUUCUGGGAUUCCAGAGAGGCCCUGUGUACUUACCGGAACCCCAGAAAGUAUUGAACAAGCCAAACGGCUCCUGGGGCAGAUUGUGGACCGCUGUCGGAAUGGACCCGGCUUUCACAAUGACAUAGAUGGCAACAGCACAAUCCAAGAGCUUCUCAUCCCUGCAUCUAAAGUGGGUCUGGUCAUCGGCAAAGGAGGGGAAACUAUCAAGCAAUUGCAGGAGCGGACAGGUGUGAAAAUGGUCAUGAUCCAGGAUGGCCCACUGCCCACAGGAGCAGACAAGCCUCUCCGCAUCACUGGAGAUCCAUUUAAAGUACAGCAAGCAAGAGAAAUGGUCCUAGAGAUCAUCCGAGAAAAAGACCAGGCUGACUUCCGGGGUGUACGUGGCGAUUUCACCUCCCGACCAGGAGGAGGUAGUAUAGAGGUGUCUGUGCCUAGGUUUGCUGUUGGGAUUGUCAUAGGAAGAAAUGGAGAAAUGAUCAAAAAGAUCCAGAAUGAUGCUGGCGUGAGGAUCCAGUUCAAACCAGACGACGGGAUUAGUCCAGAAAGAGCAGCACAGGUCAUGGGCCCUCCAGAUCGGUGUCAGCAUGCAGCGCACAUCAUCAAUGAACUCAUUCUAACAGCGCAGGAAAGAGAUGGCCUUGGAGGCCUGGCGGUAGCUAGAGGAAGAGGUCGUGGCCGUGGGGACUGGAGUGUGGGCACUCCUGGUAGUGUCCAGGAAAUUACAUACACAGUGCCAGCUGAUAAGUGUGGCCUUGUAAUAGGCAAAGGGGGCGAGAACAUCAAAAGCAUCAACCAGCAGUCAGGUGCGCACGUGGAGCUUCAGCGGAACCCCCCUCCUAACACCGACCCCAACCUGCGGAUAUUUACCAUCAGGGGUGCUCCUCAGCAGAUCGAGGUGGCCAGGCAUCUCAUAGAUGAGAAAGUUGGCGGUGCCAGCCUCGGAGCCCCUGCAGCCUUUGGACAGAGCCCCUUCAGCCAGCCACCAGCUGCGCCACAUCAAAACGCCUUUCCUCCCAGGGGCUUCCCCAACAUGGCUGCUAAAGUUAACGGGAACCCCCACAGCACCCCUGUGAGCGGCCCUCCAGCUUUUCUGACCCAGGGCUGGGGCAGCACUUACCAGGCUUGGCAGCAGCCCACACAAGUCCCAAGCCAGCAGAGCCAGCCACAGAGCAGCCAGCCCGACUACAGCAAGGCCUGGGAGGACUAUUACAAAAAGAGUCAUACCACCAGUGCUGCCCCUCAGGCCAGCUCCCCACCAGACUACUCGAUGGCCUGGGCGGAGUACUACAGGCAGCAGGCCGCCAUCUACGGGCAGACUUUAGGGCAGGCUCAGGCCCACAGCCAGGAGCAGUAGAUGGGCGUCUGCAGCGGCUCUUCCCCGAAAUCAGUGUGAGAGAAACCUGUUUGUUACAGAGAUUUUUAGAUUUGCAGACCUUUCAAUGAAGAACCUUUGUUCUGUGAAACACUAUAUUUAGAUUAACAGAGAUUUUCUAAAAAUCGGGAAAAUUAGUUACUAAACAUUGCUGGUAAUUUCUGUGUCAUGAUUUCUUUGUUACUCCAAUGUGUAAGCUCUGGGGUUCUGGAGCCAAACCUGCAAGCUCAGGUGCCCGGACCUCCUCAGAGUCCUGACGUUUCAUCAGAUAAUGGGUUUGUUUUUAUUGUUGUGUCUUUUUAUUUACAGGUUUUUUUGUUUGUUGUUUCUGUUUUCUGUUGCAACAGAAAAAUGGCUUGGAAGUCUUAGGUGGUAAUGUAACAAAUUCUUUAAAAAAAUUUUAAGCAGUAUUUAAAUAUUCGUAAAUGUAAAUUCAUUAAGUGUUUCACCUCCAAUUUCUUGUAUCUUGGCUGUCCAGUUUUAUUGCGUUUUUUUAAACUGAACUAUUAUGUAUUGUAAUUAAUGAUGUGAAUUGUGAAUGAGACGGGUCCUGUUGCAGGAGGGCGUUUGUGGGUUGUGUCGUUUCUAGCGUUCCAAGGGUAAUGCAAAGACAGACACAGUCCACUUUCAUGUAACUGCCCAUCUCUGUUACCCGGUGCAGUUGUGUGUCUAAGACCUCCAAGCGGUUUUAAAAACAAAAAGCCUUUCUCUAUUCUCAGAAAUAUAAAUACUGUUAUUUUUAAUAUUAAAAAGAAAUUCAAUAUAACUUUUAACAAACACUGUGGACAUUAAACCAUAUAAAAAUGUAGUAACUAUUUUUUAAUUCCAAGGUGUUUUUUUUGCUUUUUUCUUUUAAAUAUUUUCUUAAUAUUUGUCAAAUUAACUAGAUAAAUAAAUAAAUCUAGUAUUAACCACAGUAUGAGUUAAAUAAUUUUGAUUUAAUAAAAGGGAUAUGAUUUCCAAUGUUUACUGUAGUGUAUCUUGUACAGAUAACAUGUAUUUUUAAAGAAAAAAAACUGAAUUGAAGCUAUUUUUUUCUUGCAUUUUGAAUUGACCCCGAGGAACAUUCCGUCUGAAAUGUGCUCUAGUUGCAGUUUCCAGUUCUCUUGUUUCCUUACCAUGCUUGAAAUGUCUAACUAUUAAAAAAAGGCAGUUGGAAAUGUUAUGCAUGUUUGUUUGUUUUUUAAGGUGUUCAUUUUAUUUGACUGACAAUUCAUUUUACACUCUAUAUAAUAAAAUUUCCACAAGAUAUCUUGUGGGCAAA
Microtus ochrogaster (prairie vole) is the source of this 3063-nucleotide messenger RNA. RefSeq names its product far upstream element binding protein 3 (gene Fubp3). The coding region runs from base 78 to 1781 and encodes 567 amino acids. The transcript is spliced from 19 exons. Gene Ontology annotation, molecular function: RNA binding. The record is from RefSeq and is a predicted model, not a curated record. NCBI's taxonomy places the organism in Eukaryota, Metazoa, Chordata, Mammalia, Rodentia, Cricetidae.